GGCUCCGUGUCCGGUUUUAAACCCACACGUGGUCAGCGUCUUGCGCUUGUUUAGCACCCCUCUCCCCUUACCAGAAACUUCUAAUCGACUCAUGCCACACACUGGGCCGCGUCUAUCGCUGUGGAAGCGGAUAGGAGCACGUUGAGAGCUCAGCGAGAACCAUGCCGUCUUACCACCUCGACCAAUUCGCUGGCCUGGACGAGAUGAUGUGCAAGAAAUUACUGAGUCUGGACCUGAGGGAGCAGGACAGCCCACUGUCAUCACUCAGCCUAGCAAUGAAGACACCGGGCUACAUUGGACGACAACGUAGCUGCGACACGUCCUUGUCUCUUGACAUCAGCCCACCAGACAAUGUCUAUCUGUCCUCUUCUAUUUGGGGGCAAAGGCCAGAGAAGCACCAGGCUUGUGUUCCUCCCAGUUCUAGCCAGUGGCGAAAGCAACACUUCCUGUCACAGCGCUCAUUCAGUAUGGUUGAGACGUGCAGAGCGACAGCAGCAAAUCUGGGCUGGCCUGAUUCAGAUGUGAAGGACCCUCAAGAAGGCUUCAGCCCCACCCUGCUGAACACCAACAUGUCAUCCACCUCUGCCACUUCUUCCACCCGCUACAAAACAGAACUAUGCCGUUCCUUCACAGAGAACGGUAUGUGCAAGUAUGGUGGGAAGUGCCAAUUCGCCCACGGGCCCGAGGAGCUGCGAGAUCUCAGCAGGCAUCCAAAGUACAAAACUGAACCAUGCCGCACCUUCCACACCAUAGGCUUCUGUCCUUAUGGGAUCCGCUGCCACUUUGUCCACAACAACGAGGAGGAGAAAAAUCACUUGCGCAGCUCCUCUGCCUCUUCAGGCUUUGCACCCCUGUCUCUUCCUUCCUCACGCUCUCACAGAAUCCCACUUAUCAGACAGAGCGUCAGCUUUGCAGGGUUUCCCUCAGCUUCCCAGCAAAGCCUUGCUUCUCAUCCCCCCACUGCUUCUUACUCACGAGCGCCAUCUGCUUCUCCCCCUUGUGCUGAUAUCACCGAUCUCCUCUCUAGCGUCUUCUUGGAGAUGGACUCGCCUACCUUUGAGGCCUCGCCUAACCCUCAGUACCAACCCCCUACUGCUGCAGAUCAACACCCUCCUUUCCUCCCCUCCCCGGACUCUGGCUGUUCCCCUUCUGGUCUUUCUCCCUCUGCAUCCCCAUCCCUGAGGCAGAGCCCUGGAGCUUCUGCGUUCUUUUCACAGUCACUCGACACAAGAUCCCUGUCCUAUACCUCUCUUUCAGAUCAGGACCAGGAUGGGAGCAGCUCUGCUAGCUCGCUUAGCGGAUUGGAGUCCUGCAGCGGCAUGAAUGACGGGAAACGCCUCGCCGUAUUUAGUCAGCUCUCUGUUCCUGAGGACGCUGCUGGGAUCUGCCUUUAGGCUUUACCCACACACAAACACACCCUUUAACACAGUGGCCUACACAUACCCAAAUUCUCCCCAUAUCUAAAUGUUACAUUAAUUGCCAUAUUGUGGAAAUGUACAGUAUUCCCAAGCUUAAUAAUAGAAUAGAAAAGAAAGAUCGAUGGGAGUGAAGUGCUAACAGUCCAACUGAGAUUAUUUUCAAAGCCAAAGACCUUGCAUUUUGUAGUUAAAUGUUAAGUAUGGCGGUAUCAGGACCACCGUGUGGCCUAAUGUUUAAGAAGCACUGUAGUGUAUUGUUUUAUAAGCUGCUAUUUCUGCCAAACAGUGCAGUCCGAGGUUAUGGUUGGGUCAUUGGCCUCAAAUCGGAGGCUUUAAAGCUCGUUGUUGUGUUUUUAAACAACUUGAAAGUACCUGUAAUGUUGCAGGUCAUGUUGAACAGUUUGCUAGUUCGUUCCUGAUUGUUGUGAUGAGGGAGUGUGUCUUGUAUUUCUUUGGCCUCAUGUUAAAACUGUUGCUCCACCUGUCAAGCUUAAUAAUGACGAAACGAGGCCUAAAGUCAGUAAUAUUAAAAGGAAACACAUUAAUCAGAUGUUACGGCAAUGCUGGUUUACUGAUUGAUAUUUGCUGACAAUAGUAAUAAUAAGCCUGGAGAUUGGAAUUAAUCAGUCAGAGGGACCUAACAAUCUUUUAACCAGAUACCAUCACGCUAGUUUAUUUCCAAUAGGACAAAAAAAAAAAAAAAAAAAAAAAACACCA
Corythoichthys intestinalis (scribbled pipefish) is the source of this 2135-nucleotide messenger RNA. RefSeq names its product mRNA decay activator protein ZFP36L1-like. The record is from RefSeq and is a predicted model, not a curated record. The coding region runs from base 162 to 1394 and encodes 410 amino acids. NCBI's taxonomy places the organism in Eukaryota, Metazoa, Chordata, Actinopteri, Syngnathiformes, Syngnathidae. The transcript has 2 exons. Gene Ontology annotation, molecular function: metal ion binding; mRNA binding.